Molecule: messenger RNA, 1938 nt
Organism: Medicago truncatula (barrel medic)
Lineage: Eukaryota; Viridiplantae; Streptophyta; Magnoliopsida; Fabales; Fabaceae
Product: transcription factor MYB52
Exons: 3
Coding region: 432-1502 (356 amino acids)
Biological process (GO): regulation of DNA-templated transcription
Cellular component (GO): nucleus
Molecular function (GO): RNA polymerase II cis-regulatory region sequence-specific DNA binding; DNA-binding transcription factor activity, RNA polymerase II-specific
Source: RefSeq, a predicted model, not a curated record
GGUUGAAAAAAACCUCAUUCAAUUUCCUAUUUCUUUUCUCUCCUUUAAAACGUUCCUGUUUUCUUUUCAUUCUUAUAAAUUUAUAAUAACUCAACCCCACCUUGUGAAAGUUGAAACUCUCUGCUUUAGUUCUCUCUUCUUCCUUUCCCCUUUUCUUUAUUCCUAACUCUUAUCUCUCUUCUGUGAUUCAUUUUUCACUCACGGGUGAAUCAGAGAGAGAUGGAAUAUACAACAAUGCUAUUAAAUCUUUCACUCUUUUCAUUUUUCAUGUAAUAGAGUAACAAAAAUACUCUUUUUCUUUCAUUUUCAUGCCUCUUUUUCCUCUUCUAGCAUUUUGUAACUUCCUAGGUGAUAGAUACAAGUUAGAAUAACAAUAACCAGUUUCUGAUUCUGAUUUUUACAGUUUUGUUUUUCACUUGAGUCUCUCCACCAUGACUUCACAAAAGUUCAACAAUGGUGAUAUGAGUCUUUUUCCUUUAGCUCCUAUUCCUUCAACUCAUCCUUUUGAUUCCAAAGCUCUUCCUUUGACAAACCUUGAAAAGGGUCUUCAGAUUUUGAGACCCUCAAUGUUUAAGUCCAAAGUAGAAGAUGGGUGCUUUGAGGUUCAAGGAAAAAACCUGUCUUUGAAACUUGGUAAUGAAGUAGAAGAUAAAAGCUCUGUUUCUGUGAAAGUUGGAUACUCUAAGCUUUGUUCUAGAGGUCAUUGGAGACCAAUAGAAGAUGCUAAACUUAAGGAGCUUGUUGCUGAAUAUGGUCCUCAAAAUUGGAACUUGAUAGCAGAACAUCUUGAAGGAAGAUCAGGAAAAAGUUGUAGAUUAAGGUGGUUCAAUCAGCUAGACCCAAGAAUCAACAAAAAAACCUUUUCUGAGGAGGAAGAAGAGAGGCUUUUAUCUGCUCAUAAAAUGUAUGGUAACAAAUGGGCUAUAAUUGCUAGACUUUUUCCAGGGAGGACAGAUAAUGCAGUGAAGAAUCAUUGGCAUGUGAUCAUGGCUAGAAGACAUAGGGAACAGUGUACUGUGUAUAGAAGGAGAAAGCCAGUUGUUGUUGAAAGUCUUUCAAAGGAUUUAAAGUUAAGUCUUUCAAACAAUGCAGCUAGUGAUUCAACUAUCUCAAGCACCAUUGAUGGAAAUGUCUCAACUUGCACUAAUCUUUUACUCACUCCUUCUUCAGCUAAACUAGUUGUUCCUGUUGAGAAUCACCAAGGCUAUGGAUCACUAAUGGACAAAUCUAGAGAAAGUGUGGUGGCAACUAGGGAUGUGAAUUUUGACAAGUAUUUUGGAGCUUGUAAGAAGAAUGAACAAGUGGAAAAGCUAAAGCUAAUAGAUGUGGUGGUGGACCAGUCCAAUUUUUCAGAUUCAAACUCUGAAGUAUCAGUAUCUGAGUCAGUUACCACCAAUAGGUCCAAUAUCUCAAUUUCUGGUGAAAGUGAAAAUGUUGGUGUUAAGAUUAACAUGUUACUACCAUUCAUUGAUUUUCUUGGAGUAGGAGCUAUACAAAGCUAAAUGGUUAGGAAAGUGAGGGUAGUCAGAUGCAAGGGAACCGUUUGUGUUGGGUGAAAAUGAGUCUGCUGUAGUGUAUUCCCUUGUGUACAGUUUGUUCCAUAAAAGGCAAAAAGUAAAAAGUGAAAAAAAUGAAUUGAGGGAAAAAUGGAAGAAAAAAAUAGGCAUUAGUUAAGAAGAGAGAGAGAUAGUGUGUCUGUUAUGAAAGUGAUGAUGACUUCGGAGUAGUUAUGAGAUUUAAAGAAGUAUAAUAAAUUGUAUAAACUCCUGGUUUUGGACUGUUUCUCAUAUAGCAGAAUACUAGUCUAGGGGCCUUGUUUGUUAUGCUGUGGUACUUUUGGCAUUUUGUUAAACAGAAGCCAAAGUUUUAUGACUUGGAUGGAUGGAUGUACACUUCUUUAUUACAUAAAUCAACCAACUAACCUGCCUUUGAAUUACU